Molecule: messenger RNA, 1994 nt
Organism: Medicago truncatula (barrel medic)
Lineage: Eukaryota; Viridiplantae; Streptophyta; Magnoliopsida; Fabales; Fabaceae
Exons: 5
Coding region: 1-1050 (349 amino acids)
Source: RefSeq, a predicted model, not a curated record
AUGAUAUCUGCUUUUAACAUUGUGCAGAAACAAUCGAAGAAGAACAAAGGUACGCAUAUUCGAGAAAUUCAAGCUUUCCAAAAAAUCUUUCAAACUGUAUAUGAUCCUUUGCAUCUUAAGCGGACAAUUCACUAUGCUGCUAAAACUUUGAGAGAUAUAAUAAAUGAUAAACUUCCCUCAAUGAAGUUUCCUCCUUUAACUCCCAAUAAAUAUCUUUUUGCCUUACAUUUCAAAAUUAAAUUUCCACCUUUACCAACUAGUGAUUUGGCGUUGGCUUUUAGGCCACCAUAUCCAAAAUGGUUUCCAUGUGAUUCUUUACUGGGAAUGAGCCAAAAAUUUAUACCUAAAGAAAAAGAUAAAGUAACUGUUGCUAAAUGCAACAUAUACAAUUUUAGAGGUCGCCUUCACUUAGAUCUGCAUCAUGUUCGAAUCAUUUCUCCUAUGGGAAUAGCUGUUGCUUUGAAAUCAGGAGAUGGAAAAGAAGAUGAUGUUGCAGGUGCACAAACACGAUCGAAGUACAAAUCAGAGAAAUCAUUCAAGAAAGAAAAAUCCUCCAAAGCGAGAAAAGAAAAGCAACACUUUCUUCUAAGCCAUCUCCAAAAAGGACCAAGGAUUCAGAAACUGAAGAUAAACUUGAUGUCUCAUCUGAAGCUGUCGAAGUUGUUAAUACUUCCGAGGAGCCAAAGAAGAAAGAGCGUCGAAAGAAAAGGAACCAAGAGAUCCCGAAACCCGCUAUUGAAGUGGCGCCAAGUGAGGACUUCCCAGACAAAACAAGUACCAAGGGUAAAAAAACGUGGCCACAAAGAUUCGAAGCCAAACAGCGCACACUCUUGUGUUGGGGACAAUGUUUCAAAGAGUAUCGAGCAUAUCAAUGUUAAUGACUCUAAACGGGCACCGCUUCAUUCUACCGACACUUUGAUGGAAUUACCCAUUUUGGAAGAAAGAGAUGUCAUUGAGACUAAGCCCCCUGCAACGAACCUCGAAGUGGAUUCUCCCCAUCAACAUCCAGAAAUACAUGUCAAAGAUUUAGAGAAUAAUCCAUCGAGAUGAGAUAGUGAUCAAAUCAUUACUGAUGAUUUGAGCCUUGAGGUCCGUGUCAAUCAACCCAACGUUAUUAUAAGUGAGCACAAUGUUGGUUCAGAUAACGCGUCUAAGUGUGAUAUAAACUCAUCGAAGAAUGUUACGCCAACAGCUCAAAUCCACACAACAAAUAUGGCUAUGAGUUAAGAAGAAUUCGACCAGCUUGAGAAGGUCAAUCCCCUGGAAGCUUUUGACUUCAUGUUGAAGAGUGGCACUCUUUUCUCUACAAGCAUUAUAGGGUCUUCAAACACUUCUAUUGAUGAUGUAUCAGAGGCUUCGAGAGAAAACCUCUUAGCAGAGUUUUAAAGGAAAGUGCUGGAAAUAGAUUUCUUUCAAGCCAUAGAGCAAGAUGCUAGUAUCAUCCCUGAGAUAAAGGAAUUGCUUCGCAAAUUGAACAAACCUCCUUUUGGCUCAAAAUUCCAAGAGUUUUCUCAGAUACUGGAACCUCUUAUGGAGGACAUCAAUUUGAGUUUCCAUCAAAAGAAGACUGAUCAAUCCAGGCUUGAAGACCAAACCUUACUUUGUAAUCAACUUAUGGCUGAAAUAACCAAAUUUCAAGAGAAAUUUGUCACCUUUCGACAAGAAACUCCAGACGCUAAACAAAAAGUAGAAGAACUUAAGUCUGUCAUUGCCAAACAUGAAGAAGAAAUCAGGCUCUUAAAGUUGCAAAUAGCUAAUGUCCUGGAGAAAGAGGACCUCGUGCAAAAAGAGGCCAGUUUUGUCCAUCAAAAAAUCAAAGAGUCACAAACAUUUCAACAAGAAAUAGCAACACUUGUUGAUAAUGGAAAAGUCCUCGAUGAGAAAUUGGCUGAGUUCAAGGGAAAACUCAACAAACUCAAGUCUGAAUUUGUAAUUUAAACAUUCUUUGUAAUUUUUAUUUUGAAUUCUAUAUCAUGUCCUUUUUAUUGUUGUAA